Bradysia coprophila is the source of this 2395-nucleotide messenger RNA. RefSeq names its product apterous (gene ap). Lineage: Eukaryota; Metazoa; Arthropoda; Insecta; Diptera; Sciaridae. The record is from RefSeq and is a predicted model, not a curated record. Gene Ontology annotation, cellular component: nucleus. Gene Ontology annotation, biological process: regulation of transcription by RNA polymerase II; neuron differentiation. Gene Ontology annotation, molecular function: DNA-binding transcription factor activity, RNA polymerase II-specific; RNA polymerase II transcription regulatory region sequence-specific DNA binding.
AAACCUCAGUUUUGUAGUUGCGUUAGAUGUCGCGCAUGCGUUUGGUCCGUGCGCACGCGGGUUUUUUUUCCUUCACAUAAUCAAGUUCGAAUUUAUAUUUUUAUAUUCGAAACGAGAAAAAAAGAUAAAAUUUUAUAGAAUAAAAAAACAAUUUUAUUUUUUGGGACUACUCGAGAUAUUUUUUUGCGAAAAUGUCAACGCACUUUCGUGCAACGGUUUGAUAAAAUGGUAUACAUUGUCGUUCAAUAAAAAAAAAUGUUUCAUUUGACAAAAAUAAAAUAAAUAUAAACAAUUUACAAUCAACAGAAAAUAUUAAAAGAAAGAGAAACGUUGUGUAAAAAAAGUGACCUGUGUGUGCUCCAGAAGUGCAAAACUGAAAUAAAUAACGUGAUAUCUCAAUUUGAAAAUCUUUUCAAAUAUAAUAUACACUUAACGACAACAUACGGUGGUACCCUAAAUUGGCUCUUAUCGCAUUAUUUUAAUCUAUAAAAAUAUAGAAACUGACCCUAUAUACAGUGGUUUUCGACGUUUUCUUUUUUCUCGUAUGGUUUUUGGUUUUAACAUUUAAUGUGAAAAAAAGAGUCAUAAAGGAUACCUAUAUAACGUGACAGAAAAUGGAACAUGUAUCUGAAGAGGUUGAUGCAGUCAUGUGUCCAUGUGUGUUUUAAUGUUCACUCAUAGUUAAGCAAACAAAGAUAAGGAUAUCAUCAUCCUGCAUUUGUUAAUAACAGCGGCAACAUUUCAAGCAAAAAUUGAUGAGUGUUUGAUUAAGUGUAAAAACAUCCUUUAACGUUUUGUGUGAAUUGAUUGCUGUAUUGUUGAUGACUAAAUAAGUAAUUGAUUCAAAUAACUGAGAAUUCGGAACAAAAUUUGUUGUAACUCAAAAAAGUAAUCAGUAAACUUCCGGAGUUUUAAAAGCAUAAAAGUCCGUUGGCGAGUAUUGCGGAUUCAUUUUCUCAGACGCACAUGGGCGUCUGUACCGUAGAGCGCCCUGUGAUGCAUUGGCAGCAGAGCGCAAGAUUUUUGGGGCCACCACGAGAACGCAGUCCAUCCCUACCCGGACCACUAAACAAUUCAUGCAAUGUCGGCAACAACAACCAUCCGUUGCAUCGACCAUGUUCGUCAUGCCCGGAACAAUGCGAACACAGCUCAAAGCAUUUUGGCCCCAGUCCCAUUUUCAACGAAUCAUGUCGAAGUUAUGAAACACCUGAACGGACGAUAUUCGAUGAUUCGGGAAUGGGAUUCUUGGACUCGAGUAGUCGGGUAGAGUGCACGGAAAUGCGUAGUGGUGGAACGUCUUGUUUGGAGUUGAAAUCCGAGCCAAUGGGACCUAGUAGUCCGGAAUCAUCGUCCGAAAUUCUAACAGGACCCGAUGAUUGUGCAGGAUGUGGACGACUCAUACAGGAUCGUUUUUUUCUGCAAGCAGUCGAGAAACGGUGGCACGUCGGUUGCUUACGGUGUUGUGUAUGCAGUCAGUUAUUAGAAAGUGAAACAUCGUGUUUUUCUCGAGAUGGAAAUAUUUAUUGUAAAUCAGAUUAUUAUAGAGUAUUUCAGAGUACCAGAAGGUGUUCCAAAUGUAUGGCCUCAAUAAGUUCCUCAGAGCUCGUGAUGCGUGCUCGUCACUUAGUUUUUCACAUUAGAUGUUUCUCCUGUGCUGUGUGUAAUACACCGUUAACGAAGGGUGAUCAAUUCGGUAUGCGAACGGAUUUGGUAUUUUGUAGGUUACAUUAUGAAAUUAGCUUAGAAUCAACGUCAACGGCACCGACACCACUCACUCUAUCGUGUCAAUACUCCCAGUAUGGAUCGUCGCCGAACGGUCCGUCUAGUCCUAGUGAUAUUAGUAUGAAAGUUGGAUCAGCUGGAUUUUUCAACUCAACACCGCAUGGUGUGCCUGGCCUACCUCAACCACCACGACAGAAAGGACGACCGCGGAAACGAAAACCGAAAGAUAUCGAAUCGAUGACCGCCAAUUUGGAAUUGAAUUCCGAAUAUCUGGAUCUUGGUUACGGUCGCGGUAGUCAUAUGAGUGCCUCAUCCAGAGCGAAGCGUAUGCGAACAUCAUUCAAACAUCAUCAGCUGAGAACAAUGAAAUCCUAUUUUGCUAUCAAUCACAAUCCAGACGCAAAAGAUUUGAAGCAACUGUCCCAAAAAACUGGUCUUCCCAAACGUGUGCUCCAAGUGUGGUUUCAGAAUGCUCGAGCAAAAUGGCGACGAAUGAUGAUGAAACAGGAAGGCAAAGGCGGUGGUAGCGAAAAGGGUGACGGUUCAUUGGAUUUGGAUAGUUACAGCCACAGUCCAACGUAUAUGUUAGGCGGUGGACCACCGAGCCCGAAUUCUAUUGAUUAACAGUAUAGAAUACGGCAAUGUUUGCUCAAAUUGAUCUCAUUGCAUAACA